GUGGUACUGAAUGUUAUGUAGGUUAUAACUGCAAUGGCAACUGAACAGACUCCAACCGAGAACCCCUCAUCCAUAGCUUCUACCCCAGCUGCAGCUUCAUGCCGGAAGAAGAAGAGCGAAAGUGGAACUUUCCUAGAAGACGUGAAAGAUCACAUUGAUGAAUUCAUCCAUGCUUCUAUGGACGAACACAAAACUUGCUUCCAAAAGACUAUCAAGAAGAUGUUCGGGAUGUCAAAAGCUGUUGCAGAGAAGAACUCUGAGGCCAAGGAAAUUGAAAGUUCUUUGCCUCUUCGAACGACUGUUUCUGAGUAAGGUGUAUUCUGCCCUGCUUUGAUAUGGACUUUAAUAAUGGAUAUAUUUAGUUGUUGUCAAAAUGUUUUAGAUGUGGAAUAAGUCAUCUUUGAGACUGAUACUUGGAAGUUGUUAUGAAAUGUGUAUGCUAAUAAGGUUGAACUUAACGUGAAUCUUGUACUUGGCAACCUUGAGCCCAGACAAUUCAACAAUAUUUACAACAUGUUCUUAGUAUUUUUCAUUUA
Messenger RNA from Salvia hispanica, 536 nucleotides. The record is from RefSeq and is a predicted model, not a curated record. Lineage: Eukaryota; Viridiplantae; Streptophyta; Magnoliopsida; Lamiales; Lamiaceae.